AUGGAACCGUACACGCUCCCUGGAGCCCAGCUCUCCCUGUCCGACCUCUACUCCGUCAUCCCCUUCAAUGUCACCUUCCCGGACGAGGAUCGCGGCUCGAUGGGCGACAGGCUGCAAAACUACACGGAGCAGGAGCGUCCGGUGCGGAGUGCCGCGGGUAUAAUCAUCGCCAUCUCCAUCACGGCUCUCUACUCCGUCAUUUGCGUGGUGGGACUUCUGGGCAACAUCCUCGUAAUGUACGGAGUGGUCAGAUACACCAAGAUGAAGACAGCCACGAACAUCUACAUCUUCAACCUGGCGCUUGCCGACGCCUUGGCCACCAGCACGCUGCCCUUCCAGAGCGCCAAAUACCUCAUGAACACCUGGCCUUUCGGGGAGGUCCUGUGCAAGCUCAUUAUUGCCAUAGACUACUACAACAUGUUCACAAGCAUCUUCACCCUCACCAUGAUGAGCGUGGACCGCUACAUCGCCGUGUGCCACCCCGUCAGGGCGCUGGAGUUUCGGACACCGGUCAAGGCUAAGUUGAUCAACGUGCUCAUCUGGGUUGUGUCCUCUGCGAUCGGGGUGCCCAUUAUGAUCAUGGCUGUGACCAAAGUCUCAGACAAUGGUAAAACCAUGUGCAUGCUGAAGUUCCCUGAUCCUGACUGGUACUGGGACACAGUGACAAAGAUCUGCGUCUUCAUCUUUGCGUUUGUGGUUCCUGUGAUGGUCAUCACCAUAUGUUACGGCCUAAUGAUCCUGCGUCUGAGAAGCGUUCGUCUGCUCUCGGGAUCCAAGGAGAAAGACCGCAACAUGCGCCGCAUCACCCGCAUGGUGCUGGUGGUGGUGGCGGCCUUCAUCAUCUGCUGGACCCCCAUCCACAUUUUCAUCAUCGUGAAGACCAUGGUGGAGAUCGACAGCAGGAACCCUUUUGUGAUAGCCAGCUGGCACCUGUGCAUCGCCUUGGGCUACACCAACAGCAGCCUCAACCCUGUCCUCUACGCAUUUUUGGAUGAAAAUUUUAAGCGGUGCUUCAGGGAUUUCUGCCUUCCCUGUCGGACCCACGUGGAGCAGAACACACUGACCAGAGGCCGCAACACCACCCGGGAACCAAUAUCCAUCUGCGCUCCAACAGAAGCGGGGAAGAAGCCAGCAUGA
This is a messenger RNA of Chelmon rostratus (copperband butterflyfish), 1137 nucleotides long. RefSeq names its product opioid receptor, delta 1a (gene oprd1a). The transcript is spliced from 3 exons. Gene Ontology annotation, biological process: neuropeptide signaling pathway; G protein-coupled opioid receptor signaling pathway. The record is from RefSeq and is a predicted model, not a curated record. NCBI's taxonomy places the organism in Eukaryota, Metazoa, Chordata, Actinopteri, Chaetodontiformes, Chaetodontidae. Gene Ontology annotation, molecular function: G protein-coupled enkephalin receptor activity; neuropeptide binding. Bases 1 to 1137 code for a protein of 378 amino acids. Gene Ontology annotation, cellular component: membrane; neuron projection.